This is a messenger RNA of Cricetulus griseus (Chinese hamster), 669 nucleotides long. The record is from RefSeq and is a predicted model, not a curated record. NCBI's taxonomy places the organism in Eukaryota, Metazoa, Chordata, Mammalia, Rodentia, Cricetidae.
AUGUCCAAUCACACAAGAGUGACUCACUUCAUCCUCAGGGGCUUCUCAGAUGCCCCACUGCUGAGAUUGGUGGUCAUCCCGUUUUUCUUGCUGGUCUACACAUUUGGCCUCCUGGGGAACAUCUCCAUCAUCACAGCUGUGAUGAGAGACAGUAGGCUCCACUCCCCCAUGUACUUCUUCCUGAAGAAUUUAUCUUUCCUGGACAUGUGCUACACUUCAGCCACCAUCCCCAAGGCAAUGGUUAUAUCCUUCACAGGCUCAGGGGUCAUCUCCUAUAUCGAGUGUGUAGCACAGCUUUACAUAUUUAUCACACUCUCUGCUACUGAAUGCUUCCUGCUCACAGCCAUGGCUUAUGACCGGUUCCUGGCCAUCCUCAGACCACUGCUCUAUGGAACCAUCAUGAGCCAGAAAUGUCGUGCUGAGAUGGUGGCUUCUGCCUGGGCGAGUGGGGCCAUCUACUCAGCCUUCCACACUUUCAACACCUUCUCCCUCCCCUACUGUGGACCCAAUAUUGUUGAGCAUUUCUUCUGUGACAUCCCUCCAGUCAUGAGACUGUCCUGCACUGAUUACCACCUCAAUGAGGAGGUGGGCUUUGCUGUCAGCAGCUGCAUUGUCAUGAGCUCCUUUGCCCUCACGGUCCUCUCCUAUGUCUGGAGCCAAGUGUAUUAG